This is a messenger RNA of Talaromyces amestolkiae, 912 nucleotides long. RefSeq lists its product as uncharacterized. Bases 1 to 912 code for a protein of 303 amino acids. The transcript has a single exon. Gene Ontology annotation, molecular function: 4-hydroxy-tetrahydrodipicolinate synthase activity. Lineage: Eukaryota; Fungi; Ascomycota; Eurotiomycetes; Eurotiales; Trichocomaceae. The record is from RefSeq and is a predicted model, not a curated record.
AUGUCUCGUCCUCUUGCCGGCGGCGUCUACGUGCCUACAGUAGCCUUCUUCGACUCCAACGAAGAAGUCGACACGGCCACCACCGAAAAACAUGCCGUCAAUCUCGCCAAAGCUGGUGUUUCCGGCAUCGUCGUGCAAGGCAGCAACGGCGAAGCCGUGCACCUGGACCGCGCAGAACGCAAAUUCAUCGCCAGCGUAACCCGCAAGGCCCUUGACGCCGCUGGAUUUGAUAAGUUGCCCGUCAUCGUCGGCACAGGCGCACAAUCUACCCGAGAAACUAUUUUGCUUUCCAAGGAUGCUGCUGAGGCUGGCGCGGACUAUGUUAUUGCCCUCCCACCUUCGUACUACAAGGGUCAAGAUACAUCCGCUUCUCGACUUCAGUAUUUCAAGGAUGUGGCCGAUGCGUCACCGAUCCCAGUGUUGAUCUACAACUACCCCGGAGCCGCCAACGGUGUCGACCUAAACUCCGAUGAAAUUAUCGAACUAUCUCAACACGCUAACAUCGUCGGCGUCAAACUUACAUGCGGAAACACCGGUAAACUCGCCCGUAUCGCCGCCAGCGUCAAGCCCGGUUUCUUUACUUCAGGUGGUUCAUGCGAUUUUACCCUCCAGACUUUGAUUGCCGGUGGCCAGGGCGUUAUCGCUGGUACCGCCAAUAUUAUCCCUCGCACUUGCGUUCAAGUAUACAAGCUCUACUUGGAUGGUAAAGUGGCCGAAGCACAAAAGCUGCAGGCCAUUGUUGCCCGCGCCGAUUGGGUGUGUAUCCAGGGCGGUUUCCCGGCAGUCAAGGCCGCGCUCAAGGCUUUCUAUGGAUAUGGAGGUGUGCCGCGACGACCAACCCCUGCUGCUGAUGUGCAGGCUACCAAGGCUAGCUAUGAGGAGAGCUGGGCUGUUGAGCAGAGUCUUGCUUAG